This is a messenger RNA of Neoarthrinium moseri, 3651 nucleotides long. RefSeq lists its product as uncharacterized. The transcript has a single exon. NCBI's taxonomy places the organism in Eukaryota, Fungi, Ascomycota, Sordariomycetes, Amphisphaeriales, Apiosporaceae. Gene Ontology annotation, molecular function: NAD+ poly-ADP-ribosyltransferase activity. The record is from RefSeq and is a predicted model, not a curated record. Bases 1 to 3651 code for a protein of 1216 amino acids.
AUGGCGAGACCGGGGUAUCGGGAUCGCUACAGAGCGGACCAUGAUUCUGCUGGGCUGCAAAGUAUCCCAAACAUCAACAGCAUCUCCAGACUCGAAGGCGACGGGGAGUUUGUCUUCACCUACGGUCACCCGCAGCUCGGGACCUCAUAUGUUCUGGAGGUACGCGUAGUCCCGCAAGAAUACUCUCGUUACCCAUCCGAGCACUUCUUUCUUGUUUUUGCCUGCAACCAAGACAUACCCUCCACCAUCUCAAAGACACUUGAGGACUUCAUGACACUAUCCAGUGGCCUCCGAGUUCAGGAAGCACUUCGUGUACUUUCACAAAACAUCACUACAUCAAUCGUGGACGAAGGGAGAACAGGAAGCGUCAUCGAUGAAGACAACGACACCGUCAUGACAGACAUGGAAGACGAGGGCUUUGGUAGCAAUGAAGAUGAUGAAGAAUUUGAAAAUUUCGACUUCGGCGACGAAGAUGCCAGUCACGAUGAUGCUAUCUUUGGCUUGGGCAACGACAACAAACAUUCAACUUCGAUGGCCGGCGUUAAAACAGACCCAGAAGUCCUGCGCCGCAUUCGCAGAGACUUCCGCGCCGUUCGCAAGGCAGGCUUCAAAGUGGGCCGAAUAUGUGGCUUCGAUGAGCAAAAUGAGAACCAUAUCGUCUCGAUUUCGGUCCGCGUGGAUAAACUCUGCCUCUCCGAUGAAACUCGCGAGGCCUGGAAUCUUAGGCCAGAGGAGUUUAUCGUCCUUCUCAUCAAGUACAGCGGUGACUAUGCAAACUUCGACGAGGUCAUAGAUCGAGCGGCAGGCGCGUCAAACCUCGACUUUUGCCUGCGUAAAAGUACCAAAUACAAGCCAACAGUACGUCAAGCAACCAGCGCAUUCGUGUCUGGAAAGGACAAGGACUCCGAAAAUCCAGCCAACGCCGCAAGUCAGAUUGUCGAUGAUGAUGAAGAUCUCAACCUGCUCGCCAUUGGCAAGUCAAUCGACACUUUCAUGAGGAGUGAUUUUGUCUCCAUGCUCAAGCUUCGCUGGACCAAGGGCUUGACAUGGGAUUCUGCCAAGAGAGAGCUUGUGCGUUUGGAGAGAUCAAUGGACUCCGCGCCGCAGAAUAACAUCGACGUUCCAAUGCUCCAGAAUGCGAAUGGCGCUGAUGAAAAGAGCAAUGAAGCGAAACUGCCUGCCUUCCUUGCAAAAGAGUACCUCGUGCAACACACAGAGAUAUCAUUGCCCGUGGUUGCUGCGCAAUUUGCCAUGCGUUUCUUUGUCAGGUGCACGGAUUAUUGCAUGGUCUGUCACCAGAAAGUGGAAGGCAACUUUGAGGCCCUGAAACCAUAUGUAUGCGGAGACUCCCUAUGCCUGUUCCAAUACAUGGCGAUGGGCUUUGGCCCCAGCAUCGACCUUGAGGUCAUCAACCAUCCCAAUGUGGUCGAUCUGCUCAUUAGCUUCUGCUACGCUGGGCUUCAAAAGGUGCUCUUCCAUUCACAAGGCAACCCAGCCGCGCCAGCUCCGACCAACGCCUUUCGAGAAUUCCCGACCGGGCUCAACCUACAGGUCCCUAGAAUUGUCCCUCAAGGAUACCCAGUCGCCGCUGAGCGUUUCGAAAAGGCGGAGCAAAUAGCAAACGCAAUGCUCCUGGAUCCGAUAUCAGUUCAAUUUGACUGGAGUUGUUCCACUGUUAAGCUCACGUAUGCGAACGAUGCCGACAGACUCAGGGCAGGUAUGUGGGUUGUUGUCGUAGCGAAACCACUGGGCAAGGGACCUUCUCCAAGCUUGGACGUCUUACACCACGGGCGUAUUGAAGCCAUCUGCGGGCGAAAGGUGGAUUUGCACAUCGCGUCGAGUCACACAUUACCCCCUUCAGGCCGGACUAUGGAUGAUCUACCGGCAACUGGGGACGGCACAUCACAGUGUCAUAUGGUCCUUUAUGAUCAGAACCUGGAUGACCUCACCAGCCAUGGGAAAGCAUUCGCGAUGGCGCUACUUCUGUCAGCCACGCCUCCCGUAGCAUCGAUGAGAACACACAUCACCGAGAAUCGGAACCGCCAACUCGAUCGUUGGAGCCAGCUCGUGCCUUCCGCUGCCAAGCUGCUACGGUGGAUUGUCGCCUCCAAUCGGUCUUUCAUAGUCCAGGUUGAUGAUCUCUCAACGGACGACGACACUGGUUUGGCACGUCCGAAUGAGAGAAUAUCUGGUGUUGACGGCUGGCUGCAGUUCCGCUUUGCACAAGGGUCCCCUGAAAAGGAGGUGCGGUUCCAAGAGGAGCUGAAGACCGUACAGAAGCCUCAGAAGACAAUUCUCGCCUGGCAUGGAAGUGAUGUCUGCAACUGGCACAGUAUCAUACGCCAAGGACUUGACUUCAAGGUAGUCGCCAAUGGCAGAGCUUACGGUGAUGGAGUCUACUUUGGACGAGACUUCGCUACAAGCCUUGGCUAUUCUGGUCUUCGCGGCAUGGGCAAUCCUAACGGAGCCAACAUCUUACCACUUACCAUAUGGCCAAAUUCAUCGCUGAAGAUCACAUCAGCGCUCAGUCUGAAUGAGAUUGUGAACAAGCCUCAUGAGUUCAAGACAAACGUACAGUUCUGUUACGUAGUCCAGCAUGUCCAUUGGAUUCAAUGCCGCUAUCUCUUUGUCAAGCCGGAUCCUUCAAUAGCCUCUACCCUCAUGGGGUCAAUGUCAAAAGGCACCUCGAAUAUCAUGUCGAGUGAAUUCGAGCAAGACCCCCAACACAUAGCAACUGGUCCUAGCGGUACAAAGCUGUGCGUACCUAGGGUCGCAAUACCUUCUGCCCAAGAGCACACUGUGGAGAAACCGCUGUCUUCUCUGAAAAGACACGCGAUGGGACAUUCAGGAGACAGCGACGAUGAGGAUGCCGAUGACAUCAGCUUUCUGCUCUCUGAUGACGAAGCACCAGAAGGAGACACCCGAAAAAGGCUGCGUCUGGAUACAUCUACUGCAUCGGACAUUAUCGAACUGAGCAUCGUGCAAACCGACAAGACCGACUUUCGACCUGGCACUCUGGAUCUGACAUCACUCCCACAACUCGCACCGCCUUCAUAUGCGACGUCUCAAGCACAGAAGACUAUCGGCCAAGAAAUCAAGAAAUUACAAAAGAUCCAGGCAAGCACGCCACUGCAUGAGCUGGGUUGGUACAUCGACUUUGAGAACAUGACCAACAUGUUCCACUGGAUCGCUGAGCUGCACUCCUUUGAUGGUUCUCUUCCUUUGGCUCAGGACAUGAAGAAGGCAGCCGUCACCAGUAUUGUCCUGGAAAUUCGGUUCGGUCGCGAUUUUCCCAUGUCGCCGCCAUUCGUGCGUGUCAUACGCCCUCGCUUCCUUCCCUUCAUGCACGGCGGAGGUGGCCACGUCACCGCUGGAGGCGCCAUGUGCAUGGAGCUCCUGACGACUUCAGGCUGGACUCCGGUAAAUAGCUUGGAAAGUGUGUUGCUACAGGUGCGCAUGGCUAUGUGCAGUCUUGAGCCUCAUCCCGCCCGGCUCGAGUCUACCAACCAAGCUCACCGAGCGGACUAUACUAUCGGAGAGGCUUUCGACGCGUAUACUCGCGCUGCGACUGGCCAUGGUUGGGUCGUGCCGAAGGACUUGCAGGAGGCUGUCACUGCUAUGAUGGCUCGAGUGCCGAACGAGACGAAGUGA